This is a messenger RNA of Nestor notabilis (Kea), 225 nucleotides long. It is a transcript of the gene SMIM15, whose product is annotated as small integral membrane protein 15. The transcript has a single exon. The record is from RefSeq and is a predicted model, not a curated record. The coding region runs from base 1 to 225 and encodes 74 amino acids. Lineage: Eukaryota; Metazoa; Chordata; Aves; Psittaciformes; Psittacidae.
AUGAUUGAUAUUAAGGCCUGGGCUGAAUACAUCGUGGAGUGGGCUGCUAAGGACCCAUACGGCUUUCUUACUACAGUGAUCUUGGCCCUUACACCAUUGUUCAUAAUUAGUGCAGCGCUUUCAUGGAAGCUUGCAAAAAUGAUUGAGGCCAGGGAGCGAGAGCAAAAGAAGAAACAGAAACGCCAAGAAAAUAUUGCAAAAGCCAAACGAACAAAGAAGGAUUAA